This is a messenger RNA of Meloidogyne enterolobii, 1612 nucleotides long. Lineage: Eukaryota; Metazoa; Nematoda; Chromadorea; Rhabditida; Meloidogynidae. The record is from the annotation of a GenBank genome assembly.
AUGGCAACACCUCGACAUAUUUAUGUUAUUCGACAUUGUGAAAGAGAAGAUGAUGUUAAUCGAGUUUGGUAUUUCAACAGUCAUUUUACGAGAGACAAUCCUCCACUUUCUGAAAGAGGUUUGGUACAAGCAAAUGAUUUGAAUCGAGAAUUUAAGAACAUACACAUCGAUUAUUGCUUUUCUUCUCCAUACGAGCGAUGUAUACAAACCUCAGCUAAAAUAUUAGAAGGCCGCUCAAAUUGCUUAAUAAAUGUUGAACCUGGUUUUUUGGAGGCCGGUUUUUUAGUUAGGGAGUCUGGAGAGAAGCGGCCGACGUAUGAAAAAGAUAAAGAAUUGGCUGCAAGAUAUCCGAAUAUCAAUUUACGCUAUAAGCCGUUAUAUCUUUCACCAGCAGAGGAAGAGUUUGAUUCAAGCGCAACAGUACGUGCAUGUUUUAAUCGAGUCAAGCAUACUUUAAAACAAUUGUUGAAAAUAUGUGAAGGUGAUAUUCUAAUUGUAACACAUCAAGGACCGUGUGCUGCUAUCCAAGAAUAUUUUAUGGAUUUGUUGAGGAGAUCAGAUGAAUUGCUUUAUCCUGCACAGGCAACUGUUAGCAAAUACGUCGAAGUGCCGGGUGUUUAUUCUUCCAAUGAACCUCCACGAUUUUCUGAUGAAUAUUUGUGUGAUUGCAGUCAUUUAACAGAUAGAAGUGGGCUGAAAGGAAAAUAUUUUUUUAAAAAACGAUAAAAAAUAUUAUUGACUCUUUUUUGUUUAAAUUUUUUUGUAAAAAAAUUUUCUUAUCGCGCACAGCUAUGGGUUUUUUGGUUUAUUUUUAAUGGGGAAAUUUUUAAAAAUUUAUAUUUGUAAUUAUUAUAUUUUUUCUGUCUCGUGCAUCAUUUUUCUAUUUUUUUCAAAUUUUCUUUUUUGGCAAUAUUUAAUUUUUCAAAAUUUCUUUAUUCUUUAUUUAAUUUAUUUUUUUUGAUUUUGUAAAUUUUUUUCUGCUUAAGGGGGGACUGUUAUAACUGGGAAAGGGUCGGUUGGGAUUUAUGUUAAUUUAGAAGAGGUGAGUCUGUUAAGAAAUUUAUUUAAUUGUUACCUUGCUGACAAUUUCGUGCUUGUUUUUAGGAUUUACAAGAUUAGGAUUUCUGUAAUUUUUUUCUUUAAUAUUUUGUAAUUUUUUUGUUUAAAUUUUUUUGGAAUAAUCUCUCAAAAUAUCUUCUUAAAAUCCAUUCAUUUCUCUUCUUUUUUUUUCUAACAAAUUUUUCUUUUUUUUUUAUUUUGUUACCUUUUUUCUUACAAAUUCUCUCUUUACUUUUUUCUUCCUCCUUUUUCACAAAAUAUAUUAGUAGCAGCAGCUAAAAAGUCCAUUAAAUAUAAUUCGUCGUAUCUCUUGGGUGGUCGUUUUUGUGUACUAGCAGCAGCUCUUCUCAAAUUUUCUUGCGAAAAAAAAUUAUAUUUGUUAUACCCACCUUUCUUUUUUUUGUUGCUUUUGAAGAGAGGAUUUGUAUAAAAAAGAAAAGAGAGAAGAAGCAAAAUUGGGGACAAAAGAGAGGGGAUGGAUAUCCUCGUCUUGUCCACACACUUACACAUACAUUUUGGGGGGGGAAGUAUUUUUAAGUAUAUCCUGUGUGUC